AUGUACUCCCAACUCGUCGCCGGGGACUCCGACUCCGAGGGGUCCCUGAUCUCCGAUGUCUCCGCCUCCCCGCCCCGCGGCCGUUCGCCACAGCCCCCUCCGCCGCCCGACCCCCGUCCCAACCCCAAGCACACCGCCACCGUGAAACCCAAGCCCAAGCCCAAACCCCCCAAGUCCAAGGCGAAGCCCAAGCCUGCAGCAUCCGCCUGCACCGCCGCCGCUUCGCCGCCUUCCCUCCCCUCCGCCGCGCUCUCCGACCCGCACGGUCUCGUCUCACGCAUCGCCGCUGCUCCCGCGCUUGUCGUCGCCACCAGCACCGUCUCUUCCUCCUCCUUCCGCCGUCUCGUCCAGUCGCGCAACCCCUCCUUCGAUCCCGCCGCCGCCUUCAGCGCCCCGGCCCCCGCGCCCACUCCGGCGCCCACGGAGAUAGCAACCGCAGCGGCAGCGCAGUGUCCUGUGCCGGACGCGCCGCCGCAGACCAGGCCCAAGCGGGUGCAUCCCAACUCGGUGUCGGAGGUGGCCCCCGCGGCGGCGGAGGCAGAGCAACCGAAGCGGCCGAGAGGGGGUGCCGAAGGAAACUUUGUGCGGCUCAACAUCAAUGGCUACGGUCGGAGGAGGACGUUCAGGAACGCGCAGGCUAGGCGCCCGACGAAAUACCGCUCCUGGCGGCGGCAGCGACAUGGCGGCGCGAAACCUCAAGGCUGCGGCGACGAGGAAGGGGAUCUUGUGGCUGAAGCUCUGUUAGAGCGGGAGAAGAAGGGGGCAGUAGGUGACGAUGGUGUCCUCGAGGCCGUCGAAGCAGCGAGAGAGGACCCAUCUGAGCAGAAUCUUGAGAGCUUGCUCAGAGCUGUCUAUGGGUACAACUCUUUCCGCGAGGGGCAGCUUGAGGCAAUCCAGAAGGUUGUUGCAGGAGAGUCAACUAUGCUUCUGCUCCCUACUGGUGCGGGCAAGUCACUAUGCUAUCAGGUGCCUGCUAUGAUUUUGCCUGGACUAACACUGGUGGUUAGCCCCCUGCUCUCCUUAAUGGUGGAUCAACUGAGGAAGCUACCUGCAUUUUUGCCAGGUGGCCUUCUUGCAAGCAAUCAGACAAGCGAUGAGUUUCAUGAGACAUUACAAAGGUUGCGUGGAGGAGAAAUAAAGGUGCUUUUUGUUUCCCCUGAAAGAUUCUUGAAUGAAGAAUUUCUGCUAAUAUUUAGGGAUGGGCUACCAAUAUCUCUAGUUGCUAUUGAUGAAGCUCACUGCAUUUCUGAAUGGUCUCAUAAUUUUAGACCUUCGUAUCUAAGGCUCCGUGCAUCACUACUUCGAAGAAAACUUAAUGUUCAAUGUAUUCUUGCAAUGACUGCAACUGCGACAACUCAAACCUUGGAGGAGAUAGUGACUGCCUUAGAAAUACCAUCUGAUAACCUCAUUAAAACAUCUCAAAUAAGGGACAAUCUGCAGCUGUCUAUCAGCACGAGCAAUAACAGACUGAAGGAUCUAUUGCUGUUGUUGAAGUCUUCACCUUUUGUUGACAUGAAGAGUAUAAUUGUCUAUUGCAAGUUUCAGGGAGAAACUGACUAUGUUUCAAAGUACUUAUGUGACAACAACAUUACUGCUAAGAGCUACCAUAGUGGACUUCCUAUGAAGAACAGGAGCCGUGUACAAGAGCUUUUCUGCUCUAACAAAAUAAGAGUGGUUGUUGCAACAGUGGCAUUUGGAAUGGGUCUUGAUAAGAGUGACGUUGAAGGGGUGAUUCACUAUAGCUUGCCAGAAAGCUUAGAAGAAUACAUACAGGAAACUGGGCGUGCUGGGAGGGAUGGGCGAUUGUCAUAUUGUCAUCUACUUCUUGAUUCAACAACAUUCUAUAAGAGCCGUAGUCUUUCGCACAGUGACGGUGUUGAUGAAUAUGCUAUGAGCAAAUUUCUUUGCCAGGUAUUUUCAUGCAACAAUUCAGUGGGGCGCAUUUGCUCCUUGGUUAAAGAGUCGACUUCACGCAAGUUUGAUAUAAAAGAGGAGGUGCUCUUGACUGUCCUAACACAGCUAGAAAUCGGUGGUCAGCAAUAUCUCCGUUUACUUCCUCAGUUCAGUGUUACCUGCACACUGUAUUUUCACAAGACGUCACCACACUUGCUUGAAGGCAAGGAUGUACUAAUUAGAUCAGUUCUGAAUAAGUCAGAGACUAAGGGUGGAAAUUUUGUCUUCGACAUGACAAAGGUAGCUAAUGAUCUGAACAUCACAGUGAAUGAAGUAUUUGACCAUUUGCAACAGCUAAAGUUCUCUGGAGAAAUUUCAUACGAAUUAAAAGAUCCAGCCUGCAUUUAUGUGAUCUUAAAGAAGCCAGAUGACUUGAAUGCACUUUCAGCAAAUAUCACAAAAUGGCUUUCUGAAGUAGAAAAUUCAAAGAUCAGUAAAUUGGAUGCUAUGUUUGAUCUAGCAAACUUUGCUGUCAAGGGGUGCCAAAGGACUGAUGGCUGUUCUGGCUCCCAGCACACUUCGUGCAUUCAAAAAAAGAUCAUACAGUACUUUAGUAAGAACUACGCCACCUCAUACAAUGACCACUGUACUCAGCCACACAGGAGCAGCCCAUUCUUGCAAGCUGAUAUAAAGGUGUUCCUUCAAAGCAAUUCGUUUGCGAAAUUCACGCCAAGGGCCGUUGCUAGGAUUAUGCAUGGCAUAUCAAGCCCGGCUUUUCCAUCUGCCACCUGGUCCAAGAACCACUUCUGGGGGCGCUAUGUGGAGGUUGAUUUCCCAGUGGUCAUGGAAGCUGCCAAAGCCGAACUAGUCAAAUUCGUGGGAAAAGGAGAGUAG
Molecule: messenger RNA, 2787 nt
Organism: Miscanthus lutarioriparius
Lineage: Eukaryota; Viridiplantae; Streptophyta; Magnoliopsida; Poales; Poaceae
Source: the annotation of a GenBank genome assembly